AUGGACAAACACUUCUUGUUGCUCUCAUCCGUCUUCUGCUGCAUUGCGGCAAUGACACCCCUGAGAUGCAUAACAUCCCUUCGCACACAGACAGAUCGCUGUAGAAGGGGCUUCGGUGUCUGUGCUGCUGAGAAGCAUGAGACAUGCGUGAUCUUAAAGACCUUCCAGGAUAACAUCCUCCAGUUAUCAUAUAUGGUGUGUCAGAGAUUCUGCAGAGAAUUGACAUACGAUCUCAACGGAACUUAUGUUCAUACAUGCUGCAACUACAAUUAUUGUAACUUCAAACUAGGCCGAAUCAGGGAAAGCAUCUGGAAAAGGAUGCAUUACUACCGAAAGGUUGUUGAACAACUGGUUCCUUCAACAAGCAAAUUGCAAGGGAAAAAUAUGGAGGUGGAACUUGUAGAAGAAGAGAAGCUUGAAAGACGUGUCAACCAAUCACAACGUGUGAAGUGGACUGGGUCCUGGGUUAAACAAGCACAGUAG
Molecule: messenger RNA, 483 nt
Organism: Globicephala melas (long-finned pilot whale)
Lineage: Eukaryota; Metazoa; Chordata; Mammalia; Artiodactyla; Delphinidae
Source: RefSeq, a predicted model, not a curated record